Messenger RNA from Tauraco erythrolophus (red-crested turaco), 2272 nucleotides. The record is from RefSeq and is a predicted model, not a curated record. NCBI's taxonomy places the organism in Eukaryota, Metazoa, Chordata, Aves, Musophagiformes, Musophagidae.
UGUGCAGAGGAGUGAAUGCCCCAUGUUGUGUUAGUGCCUGUCUGCCAUGCUGGCCUGUCUGCCAGGACCAGGUGACCUCUCCUUUCAGCUUCUUUCUUACACGCAGAUGAACACUGGACUUCAGAAAUGGGACACUACACAGAAAAUGAGAUCUGCACAGUAUCCUACCCCAGCAGAAUUGGAUGCUUAUGCUAAGAAGGUCGCCAACAAUCCACUGACUAUAAAAAUUUUUCCAAACAGUGUCAAGGUUCCCCAGAGGAAACACAUACGCCGUACUGUGAACGGACUUGAUACUUCGGGCCAGAGGUACAGUCCCUACCCGUCUCAGGCCACCACGAAAACAGGCCUCCUGGCGAUAGUCAAAUCUCCAGCGAAAGGCAUUAUCAAAGACUUUGACGGGACACGCACGCGCCUGCUGCCGGAAGCGAUGAUGAAUCCCCCUUCCACACCGUACGUUGCACCUAGCACUUUAACCCACCCCCAGGCGCUUGCUCGCCAGCAGGCUCUCCAGCAUGCACAGACUUUGCCGCACCCCCAGAGUAUACCGCAGCCACAGGCUCUGCAGCACCCUCAGGGUAUACCCCAGCCACAGAGCUUACCGCACCCUCAGGGGAUACCGCAGCCCCAGGCGCUGCCGCACCCUCAGAACAUGCAGCAGCCGCAGGGCUUGCAGCACCCUCAGACCAUGGCACACCAGACUCUGCAGCACCCCCCAAAUCCUUUGCUGCAGCCAGGUUUACAUGGAAGCAGAAAGAUGCCGGAUGCAGAUGCGCCGCCGAAUGUGACCGUGUCUACCUCAACCAUUCCCCUCUCUAUGGCUGCCACCCUGCAGCAGAACCAGCCACCGGACCUGAGCAGCAUUGUGCACCAGAUUAACCAGUUCUGCCAGGCCAGAGCUGGCAUUAGCACUACCUCAGUAUGUGAGGGACAGAUCGCAAACCCCAGCCCUAUAAGUCGCAACCUGCUUAUCAAUGCAAGUACCAGGGUAUCUACUCACAAUGUCCCUACACCCAUGCCUUCCUGUGUAGUAAACCCUGUAGAUCAUGCUGCUGCUGCUAUUCCUCCUGCCUCUGUUAAUGUGCCCAUGGUGAAUAUUAACAGGGUGCCGCCCGCCUACCAGAACGAAAUCAAAUCGGUUGCGUGGAACCAGCACCAGCUUGCACAUCUGCAGCAAAUGUGUGGGGAUGCUGCUGGGCCUGCUGGACUGGCAGGGAAGCACCCUCAGAGAGAGAUCGCGGGGCAGAGUUUCCCUGGCAAAACUUCAAACUACCCUCAAGAACUGUGCAUGGGCCAGUCCUUCAGCUUGAAGCCCCCCAUCGAGAAGCCUACGCCUUCUCCGCCUGUGAACGGGUUGCAGGGACCCUUGCCAUAUACCAAUGGGCACUAUUUCCAGCCCAUCUGGAAUAACAUUCUGCCCACACCCAACAGUGACAGCUCUGGGUCCCAGGACCUCGCCAUGCCUUUCCACGGGGGACAGGCGGCAGGAGCGCCGCUAGAUUGUGCAGGAGGAACUCAUUACAGAGCUGGAGCUGGCCCAUCCAGCCAGAAUAAUGUGAUGCAGACCAUGGAUUACCUAAGCGGGGACUUCCAGCAGUCCUGCUUCAGAGAUCAGAACAUGGCCGUGCUGGGAAAAGUCCAUCGGCCUCCCAUGAACCGAGCACCUGAACCAACCGAUAGUCGAAAUCUUCAUAUUCAACACCCAGGGUAUAGAUAGGCUGCAGUCACUUUCACAGACAAAAAUUAUAGGUUUAGUCUUAAUUUUAAUUAAUAAGCAAGGCAUUUUUAACUUGCAAACUUGUGUGAUCAUUAUAGUAACCAUUGGAAGAAGACAUACUGUAUAUUUAAAAGCUUUGCUUACAUGUUACCUAUCUCCUUUCUGCAUUUAACCUGCCCUUACUUUCAAAGAAUUUAAUUACACUACUUCCCGCCGCAGCCGUUUCCUCGCCGCAGAAUCCCCUUCCCGCAGCUUUUGCCUUCUGCUUAGUGGCUCCGUGCUGGACCGAUGCCGAGUUGCUGCGGGGUCUCGCAGUUGCAUCCGUUCGCCGGCCCCGUCGAGGGCGAGGUAGCGUAGCUGCUUACUUUUCCAUCUCGGUUUCCUCCGAAGAUUCAGAGCAACAGGGUUUGUCAGGAAGCGGGGCUUAUUUUCACCUCGAAAGCCCGUUUCAUUAAUGCAUCAAACACUGACCAUGUGCACUGUCUAGAGGCCUGUUUAAUUGAAAAAGAAGCCCACGUUUGCAAAGAGCUGGCUAGGGUGGGCAUUAACCUAGGAAGA